CCCUGCAUCUGGCAUCGAGGGAUGGAGAACCUUCUGGAUUGGGGUCCAAUUUAAUGCUUUGAAAAAGAUCAGUCCCCGUCUCUUCCCACAUGAGCUACUAGAGACAUGGAGCUACAGGAACAGCUCUCCAGCUGCUUGUUCUGUGCCAUACUCCUAGCAACAAUUCCCUUUUCAGAGAGUUUUGAAGUCAUCUCGUCCCCAGCUGUUACGGGGAUCAUCGGCCAGGAUGUGGUCUUACCCUGCCAGAUCUCCACCGGGACACAGCCGGACAAUAUGGAAGUGCAGUGGAAGAAAAUUAUUCAGACACAUAUAGAGAGUGUCUAUGAAUACAGAGCCCAAACAGGCCAGGAUGUGCCAGGACAGAAAUACCAGGGCCGGACUGUGCUGUUGAAGGAUGGAUUCACCUCUGGGAAUGUGUCUUUAAAACUGAAGAAUGUCCAACCAGCUGAUUGUGGAAUAUACAUCUGCAUUGUGAAGUCUAACGAGUGGAGUGAUGCUGCUGCAACCAAGCUUAAAAUUUCAGAAUUUAAAAAUGAUGAAAAACUGAGAGAUAAAGAAAAGAAGAAAGUACAAUUUUCCCUCCCAGAAACCCCUGAGAAGAGCAAAGAAACCGCCGAGGAGAACACUGAAUUUGAAAAAGGUGAAACCCUGGAAGAGAAAGAAAAGAAGAGAGAAAGAAGAAGAAGGUCUUUCCCGCCAGAAAUCUUUGAGAACAACACCGUAACCUGUGAGGACAACACUGAAAAAAUGGUUACGGCUAACUUAGCCCUACACAUCAUAGAAAUUAACAUCAUUGGGAUCGUCUUCAUUAUCUAUCUUUCAAGAAAGAGAAGGAGAGAUCCUGAAAGAGAGCCACUCAUCAGUGCAGAAGAAGGCAGUUAUGGACCCGGAGUUGAUGAGAGCCAGAGUCAGGGAAGACUCCAGAGAGAAAACAAUCAACUUCAAGCAGAACUGAGUAAGUGUGUGUCGAAUCUUUGA
Molecule: messenger RNA, 978 nt
Organism: Mauremys reevesii (Reeves's turtle)
Lineage: Eukaryota; Metazoa; Chordata; Testudines; Geoemydidae
Product: butyrophilin subfamily 1 member A1-like
Exons: 13
Coding region: 106-978 (290 amino acids)
Source: RefSeq, a predicted model, not a curated record